AUGCCACCACCAGCUGCUGGACCGAAUCGUGACAGCACACUCUCAUCAUUCAACCCUGUUGUAGGACGCAAAAAAUCUACAAGAUGGGUGGUUAGAAAAGAAAGAGAAGAUGCUGACUAUGACGAAUAUGACUGGACUGAAUCCGAAGACGAUGAGCCGCCACCACUCCCUCAAAUGCCUAACGAUAUUCCUGAAUUUCCUAACAACAACAAUGGACCAUUGGACCGUCCUCCCCCAUUUUCUUCUGGUUUAAAUAAUAACUCGUCAACAAGCUUUUCCUCUGAGCCUUCUAUCACUCAGAGUCAAUCGAUAUCCUCUUCUAAGACAAACUUUCACGUUGCUACUCGUUUCCCAGAUACUCAAAACACUGUAGCUUCUCAGCUCUACGACAGACCUACAGAAGCCACGCCCCACUCUAACUCAUAUGACACCACCAAGCCAUCCAAUAGCCCCAAGCCUGAUUCAGCUACCAUCCCUAGUUUAGCCCUUUCAAGUUUAGCUAAAAACGUUCAACAUACUGUUUCUUCUUCUACAACCAACCAUAACGACUUUUCAGACGACGAGGAUGACGCUUUCCGCGAAAGUACAAAUAGUUUUUACAGUGCUGCUGAACAGCCUUCUACUGAAGAUUUGCGAGGAGCAUAUAAUAAUACCUUUACCAAAAAUCUUCAAUCUACACAAAAGCCAAUCGUUAACAGUAAAAACGCUUUGGGUGGUUUUGGAGCUAGCGCCGAUAGAAAUAAACUUGGAGGUUUAUCCUCAAGGCCUACCAGAAAACCACUGUCACGAGUUCCAAUAAAAACUUCUCAGCCUACCAUUUCUUUGUCUCCCAGCGUAUCUAAUGGCCAAACCUCUGAUACAUUGAAUCAGACUAUUUCUAACAAGCCUGGUUAUCUUUCAAGCACCAUUUCUCACGAAACAGAAUCAAAGUUUGAAAAUAAAUCUGAUACAAAUGAUUUUAAGCAAAACCUUAAUACCAAAGGCUCUUUUACCCAAGACUUAAAUGCUUCUGAUUUCAACUCUACUAUUAGAGCCUCCUCACUAAACAAACAACAAGACAUUCAAGGCUAUAACGACGAUAAAAAUGAAGCUGCUUCUGUAGAUGAUAUUGCAAAGUCUAUCACUGAGGAGUUUGCAUCACCUUCUUUUGCCCAAGGAAUUCUUCCUAAUUCAACAAACACAAAGACCAGCUCCCAGAACUUCAAGUCUUCUUCUACUACCAGUCUAGAUGUACCAGCUACUUCUAAGGACUUGAAUACAAUUAACAAUCUCAACAAAUCUAAUAUACAAUUGCCCUCAAUAGGCGUCACUCCACCUUCUCAAUCAAGUGAAGAAGAAUCUAGAACUCACCUGCAACCAGAGAUUAACACACCUUCCAAACCUACAAGCGAAAAUAAUGAAACCAACUCAUUUGGACUUGACCAUGAAGAUGCCAAGCCUCCGGCCGCAAAUUCUCACAAGCGUGACUUUUCGAUAUCAUCAUAUCUUGACGACUACUAUGAUGACAACAAGGAACUUAGUUCUCCUCCGGAAUCUUCUCAAACUAACAACUUAUCGAAAGUCACAACACUUUCUCAACCUCUUCCUAAAAGUUCAAUUAACACAACAACAUCCCGAAACUUUUCUUCUAGUACUGUUGAAUCAUCUACAACUAUUGAAACAUUGACAAAACCUGCAGAUGAUUCAGAUGACGGUUCUAUUCAAGAAAUUGGAUUUUCUACUAGAGACGAAGCAAAGGAAAAUUCUGAAAACGAUGAGAGUUUUUUGGAUAAUAUUGAAGAUUACUCUGGUGAAAUAAAAUCAGCAAGCCACAUAAAUACAUGGUCGGAUUAUUCUGCUAGAUCACCUCAGCUUUCUAAGGAGAAUCGUUUUAGUAAUAACUCAGUUUCUAGUACACCUACCAUUAACGAUAAGUCUCCAUCACCACCUCAAGUACAACCAAGCCAUGGGGUUUCUCCUAAGAUUUCUGCUACUACUUUUGAUGUUGAUAAAGAAAGAACUACCUCGUUUUCAGCGCCUUCAUUUGAUGAGGAUAAUGUACGCUCAUCCACUCCAGAACCUCAUGCCGAUAAUUUUAAUACGACGAACUCAAGUUCAUUUGAUUCACCAGGAUCCCCACUUCCAAUGCCUGCCAGCCGCUUCCAUAUUCCAGGUGGCCGUUUUUCUACUGCCUCCGAUUCGAUGCGUUCUUACGCUGGUAAUGAAACAGACGAUACGGCAUCUUUAUCAACAGGACGCAAAUCUCCUCAGAGUUUCUCAUAUUCUUUUAGAGAUUCCUAUGAUUUCCGCUCUGCUGGAUUAGUGCCAGGUCCUACCAGUUCUGAUGCUCAUUCUUCUCCGUCAAUGAGUAAUAGCAACAGUCAGAACAGCAACUUCACUCCCGAUCCUUCAGAAGGUGGUGCUCCAACUUUUGAUCAAAUUAAACAAGAAAUACCCGGACCCACGUCACCUAUUUCAAAAGUUGGGAGAUGGAGGCCAUUGGAUUUUUCUUCUGAACCCACCGAAGAUUCUAGCCCUUCAUCAACAAAUCCUACUUUUACUCCAAAAGUAGAAAAUAAAGAUUUGAAUUAUAAUAACGGGAGAUUUGCUUCAGUAUCAGUAUCAGAAUCAGAAUCUGAACCUUUUGUUCAAGGUUAUAGCAAAGAAGCUCCCCAAAGUUCACAGGAAACUAAUAACUCAUCAAAUUCAGGUGAGUUCAUUCGAAAUAAAUAUGAUAUACCAGAUCAAAGAGAAAAUGUUGGAACACGUUCAGUUCCAGCUCUAGUUACUGAAGAUUUGGAGCACGGCCAUGCCUCGGAUGACUCAAAUGAAACACCUGUAACGGCAGAACAGAAUGCAUUGGAAAGACAGAUUAUGAAGUCAUUCUCUGGCAGUUCUUCUCAAAACUUGCCCAGUGGUAGAGCACAAUCUCCUGAUAUUUCUCAACAGACACAAAACUACUCAUCUGAAACCCCAUCGGCAUCUAUACAUACCACUCAGCUUAGAACACCUACUUUGUCCUACGAUAAUGGAUUAACACCUCAGGCAAUUCAAUCACCUGUAAGUCCUACCGUACCUGACCCUGUUGUUGCAGAGCUAUACAGAGAUUCUUCUAAGCUUCUUUCUCGGCCAAUUAGUCAGCUUAUUACUACGGGAAUCCCUCAAACUCAACCUCUUAAUUCAUCAAACAGAUCAGUUUCUAAUAGUUCUAUUGUUGAAAAUCAGAAAGAGGGCGAUAAUGGUGCAUUAGCUCCUGCAUUUGAUUACAAUGACAAGAAGGAAACUGAGCUAUCCAUCGACAAUAUGUCAAAUAAUCAAGAACAAUCGACUACUUCUUAUUCAAUGCCGCCUGUUCCUAAGGUAGUGGUCAACGGUGAUAAUCCAAAGCUUGAUACAACUAAUGAUUCUCAUUCCCAUUCUCAUUCACGUUCGCCUUCACGUUCUACUUUAAGUUCUACUCUAGAAGAGGAUGAUCGUUCUUCAGUAAAAUCCUAUAAUAAGUCACCACAAGAACCUUCUACUCAUUCUAGAACAAACAGUUUUGCGGUUAAAUCAAUGAUUGUUGAUUCGUCUCCCACUAUCUCCCCUGUGCAAUCUCUUAGAACACCAGCUAAUCGUGUUAUAUCUGGCGAGCAGAUUGCGAAGAGACGGUCGAGCUCAUUAAUCAUCAAUGAUCCUUCCACUUUUUCUCCAAAACCUGUAGGUAGACAACAGUCACUAGCCUCUCUUCUCAACCGACCCCCUGUUUUAGACUUUCAAGGAAUUUUGACAAGACCUCGAUCUGUUGAUCGGAAAACUGCUUUUGAUCUAGCUCGUCAAGCUCAAGCUGAUUAUGAUUCGGGUCUUCAGACAUGGAUCCUACAAGUGUCUGCUUCUAAAGACAUGAAAACUAUUAGUAAAUCAUCAGCACCUAUUCCUCAAUCGCAAAAGAACAGUGGUGUUCUUGGAACAACAGGUUCGAUUGCUGCAAACAAGGUCAAGCAUUUUGCUGCUAAUUCAAUUCAACCUCGCAAACUGACAUCAGCAUUUUCGGAAGUUUCUAACAAAACACACGGGUUGGCUGAUAAGCUUCAUAUUUCGGGUAUUGGUGAAAAGUCAUCGAGUGCCUUUUCUAGAUUGAAGUUUGGAAUUAAAAAACCCAAGCCCUAG
Magnusiomyces paraingens is the source of this 4128-nucleotide messenger RNA. RefSeq lists its product as uncharacterized. The transcript is spliced from 3 exons. The record is from RefSeq and is a predicted model, not a curated record. The coding region runs from base 1 to 4128 and encodes 1375 amino acids. Lineage: Eukaryota; Fungi; Ascomycota; Dipodascomycetes; Dipodascales; Dipodascaceae.